Molecule: messenger RNA, 4665 nt
Organism: Tigriopus californicus
Lineage: Eukaryota; Metazoa; Arthropoda; Copepoda; Harpacticoida; Harpacticidae
Product: calcium-activated chloride channel regulator 1-like
Exons: 3
Coding region: 426-4118 (1230 amino acids)
Source: RefSeq, a predicted model, not a curated record
UUCGCCCCUGGCCCCAAACAUUUGCUCAGGUCAUUGGGGUCAAGCACUCCGUGAUUCAUUCGCGUGCCACGCUCGAAAGACGGGUAUGUACGCGUACUAGCAAAACCCUCGAUUCGAGUUUUCCAAUUCCUGGAGAAGACGAGCAAGAAGAGUUCUCCAAGGCAGCAUACUCGCUCCCCCUUCUAUUUGUCAAACAGAAGCCGUCUCGUUCUCGAGCCGUUUCCCGAAUGACAGGAUUUCAACGGAGUACGUGCUCACGACCGAGGAAAGAUCGAGCGAGCGACGAACUAACCGAACGGCCGCCCGAAUCAGAACGAAUGAAUUCAGUUUUCGUGAGACUGUCGAUGAGCAAAGACGUGUACAUUCUGCCGCUCAUGGAAGAUUCUCAAAAAUAUGAAUCAAAAUUGAAUUAGCGUGGGAUUAUCAUGGCUUUCGUUUGCAAAGUGAUCUUGGCCCUAGUAUUGGGAGCACUGUGUUCCCUUGGACAAAGCAGCAUGAUCCAAGUGCAAAAUGGAAUCUAUAAUCGAAUCACAGUGAACGUCAACGACGUGGUUCCCAAACAUUUGUGCAAUAAGGUGCUCGAUCAGUUAGAGGCACUUUUGACCGAGACCUCCGCCAGCCUUCAUGAGUUAACUGAAAGCAACUUGCUCUUCGGGUCCAUCUCCGUGAUUCUACCAAAGUCGUGGGAGUCCUUGGAUUGCUUAGUGGGAAGAAACUCCCUUCACCACGACUUGGAAUCUCACGUAUCUCAACAAGCGGACAUUCAGCUCGCCGAGCAACACCCUAUUUUUGGAGCCAAUCCAUGGACCACCCAGUUCGGUCCAUGCGGCGUGUCCGGUCGAGGCAUCGAUCUGCCGUACCCAAGCCUCACCCGAAACCAUACUGUGGAUGAUGCUACAUCAAGGGCCAUGCUCAAAGCUUGGAUCCAAUAUCGGUGGGGAGUGUUUGAAGAGCAGGGCUUUGAGGGCGAUACACGCUAUCCCUCGACCUACAUGGAAGGUGAAAUGGAGCUUGAAAACCGGGGAUGCGACAACAAGGCUGAUCAGUUGAUUUGUCCGCUUGACAAGUAUGACCACGACGUGACAACCAAGCAAAACAUUCUUUGUAACGGCAAGAGCAUUCGUGAAGUCAUCCUUGCUUCCCAAGAUCUGAAUGAGCAAGCCAAUGAACAGCCGCGGGAGACCGCCAAGACGAUCUUUGUUGACAAUACCGGAGAGAAGCGGCCAACCCUCGACAACGAUCAAGUCACAACCAUCGAUAUUCAAGACGACGUGAAGCCCCGACAACCAACCAAGGAAAACAAUUCGACUCAAGAGGACAACAAGUAUUUCCUGUCCCAAGAUGAUGGGGAGCGGGAGGAGCAGGAGGAGCAUGAGGAAAUGGUGAAGGGUGGAAAGCAACCAUUCCGAGCCCCGAUUUUCAACUACGUACUUCCACGACCUGAGUUGUUUGUUCUUGUGCUCGAUCGCUCUUCGGCGGCUUCAUCCGGCAAAAUCCUGGUGGGUCAGAAGCAACAGGACGAAGAAUUUGAAGAGACUCAGAGCAAGUGGGAGACUUUGCAACAGUCGCUUUUCCAGUUGAUCUCCAGGCUUCCGGUUGGCGCCGAGUUGAGUAUCAUCACGUAUGGGCAGGAGGCUCAGGUGAACCUUCCCCCAACUCUAAUUACGGACACGAAUAAAGAGGGAUUACAUGGUCGUAUUCCUAGAAGACCCCUCAGCCAUGACACCACCUCCUGUCUGGACUGCGCUCUCAAGACUGCCUUCAAAGUCAUGCAAUUGGGGAGCAAAUAUGAGGGUCGAAUGAUUGUGGCUUCCAUGUCACUGUCUCAGAUUUCCGCCGAAAACCUCGAGACCAUCGAACAGUUUGCUGUCCCCGUGUACAGUGUGUCGCUCUCGGGUCUUCAGGGCAAGCUCGAAGUGGACCAACUGACCAAGUUCGGCGAUAAGUUCGUGGUGACAUCCCCCUUGUCAAAUCAACCCGAAUUCCUCACUCGUCUCUCUCGGACUUUUACCAGCGUGGUGAGAGCCGCCUCGGAUGUGAGCAUUGUCUCCUUUCACCAAGAUCACCGAGUGCCCAACAUCGAUAACAUCAUCACCGGUAAUUUUGUGGUCGAGGAACAUUUGCGCAAGAAUCUCAGGAUUGUUGUCACGGCCGAUGAUGAGCGUGAUAUCGAAGUCUUUGAGGUGCUUAGUCCCACGGGCCGUAAGCAUUCCUUUCCGACCUACGAGCACAGUAUGGCUUACUUCAAUUUGGCGGGCCUCAACGAGCCGGGCAUUUGGAGCUUCAGCAUUCGUUUGUACCAAACGUUGGUCAGCCACUACCCGGUUUACAUUGAAGUCUUGGGAGAGCCCAACGAUGACAACGCCAUCACUUUGGAGACAUGGGUUCACCAGAGGCAAGACGGAGCCAAUCCCGAAGAGGUCUAUGUCUACGCCCAAGUGAAACAAGGUGACUUGCCGGUUUUGGACGCGGAAGUUGUCGCCUCAAUUCUUCGACCGGGUGACAAAGACUUUCAACCCGUUCUACUCCAACUGCGAGACAUGGGCACUGGCUAUCCCGAUAUCACCCAAGGCGAUGGCAUCUAUUCGGCGUACUUCACCGACUUCUCCCCUCAAUCCGGCUAUUAUCAGCUCUCUGUGAGUGCCAGUGAUAACUCGGGCAAUGCCCGAACGCCAAAACUAAGUGCAUCCAUCGAUGCUGACACCAAUAUUUGCUGUGGCAGUGCACUUCCUUUCUCCUACACCGUGCCCACUGGCCCUUUUCAGCGUUUCGCUGUGGGAUCCUCUUUCUUGAUCGAGCAAACAUCCAACUUCUACAUCCGCCAGGGAUCCCGUCUCGUCAACGAUAUCUUUCCACCGAAUCGAAUCACAGAUUUUUGGGUCGACAACUACUUGGACGAGUCGCUCUUUGUGACCCUCAAGUGGACCGCCCCAGGGGGAGACUAUGAUCAGGGCAAGGCCUUUCGAUACGAGAUACGAUGCUACACCAGUCGUGAGGCCUUGCGAGACUCUAAUUUUGCGGAUAUGAGCAUCCCCGUGCACGCCAGUCUCAUUCCUCAACCCGAGGAGAAUGGGUCGGAGCAGCGCUGCACAGUCGGGGUGCCAUGGCCCAACGAGGUGUUCUACUAUGCCAUUGUUGCCUUCGACGAAGCCGGAAAUCGGGGGAAAAUCUCCAACACUAUUUCUGUUUUCAUCAAAGAAGACCCAUCCACGCUUCCUCCUCUUCACAACCUGAUUGAAUCCAACGAGGUCGACCAUCUCAGCCAGGAACCGUUACAAUCGUUCACCGAAAAUAACUCGACCCAAAUCAUCUACAUUGUCGUCGGGAGCGUGUCGUUUGUGCUGCUCAUCCUGAUUAUCCUAUGCAUUAUUGCCAUCAGGAAGCAUUACCGCAUCGUCAAGGGAUUCGUGAGCAAUUCCAACGAGAGUUCUAGGACGCGAAGUAUCGAGGAUGGCGAUGAAGACUCAAGCUUGGCUGGAACUCUGAAGAAGAUCAUCGCCGAGCGCAGUGGCAAGCAUUUCGUGGAGGCUAAACUUUGGUCAAGUGCAGCAUCCUCCCCAACCAGUGACUACUCGAGUCAAAAGUCUCCACUUCCUUCCAUCUCUGAGACGCUUUCGUGGAAGUAUCGCAACGGCCUACAGAAAGCCACUUCACAAGAGCUCCCUGGAGUGCACAGAAUUCAUGAUCAAAAGUUCAGCAGCAUCCACACCAAGAUCGAAGCCGGCGACCCCGGUGAUAAGGAGAUUAGUGCCAAGAGCGAUUGUGGCUCUCGAAACGGCACGGAUUGCUCGACAUUGCUGUACGAAUCUUCGGAUAAUGGCUCCUCAUCUCUGGAUAUGAGUCCCAAGAAAGAUGUCGACUCAUUGGUUGUGUCUCAGCGGCAUUCCUUUGGACAAAAAGCGUGUCAAUUGCCCGGUCCACCGCCUCGAGUCUCGGUCAUGGAGGAUUACAGUGUGUACAGGGAUCUGAGCAAUCUGAGUAAUAACCAAAACGAUUAUUUCAGUGUCAGCCAAUUGCCCGCUGAGCUGCAGAAUGGUGGCCAUAUCAUUGCUGUGCCUCCCUACUACGAUGUCAAUGCUUUGGAGGCCCAGCGAAAGCGACACGAGUCCCUUGUUUGAUAUUCAAGGCUCACCCCGGAGUAGAUUUGUCUUCGUCCAUAUUCAUUCUGAUGCGAGAAACCAUAUACACUUUAUUGUUACCGACCAAGACCACGUGGAUGCUGACUCCAUCCCCCAGGACUGUUUUUCUUUACGACUAUUUCGAAUAGUAUGGUCAUUACGUUUGCCUUCUCCGUGCUUUAAACUCUUUUAACUCGAAUGUAAAACACCGGUUGUCAAUGGGAUUUCCCUCUAUCGAGAAAUCCCCCCGUGACUUCCUCGUGAUUCACUGAUCCUUCACACGCACAUUCACACUCACACUCACACACAUACGCUCCCACCCAACCACCCUCUCUCCCUCCCUCCCUCAACCACCCCCUACCCUAUUGAAUGCUAGUCUUUGAAUUGUUUUUAUCAUCUUAUGUGCAUGAUAUUCAAAUAUCAGUGUCUGCUUUGAGCAACAAACCAGUGCCAUACCUAUCUAUGAAUUGCCUUGAAUGCUCCCAGAAUCCAUGUGUGAAAACAUGCCGUUUGUCAGAUGCACAAGGAUAAUGAAAUAAAUUUCAUG